AUGUCGGACUGUAAACAUGGCGGCCUGCACGAGUCUGCACAAGAACACGUCAGUCUGGACCAAAGUGCGUGUUUGUCUCCGGACCAGGGACAGAUACUGGGUCUAACAGACAUGUCCGAAUGCGACUACACCCACCUCCAGCACAUCAUCCAAACACACAUAGACACCCAGAGACAAAACCCGGACAUCCACACAAACCAGAACACAAACAUGGAUAAAAACACAAUAAUAUCUCCGCUAUCAACUGUACAAGCCAUAGACCUGUCCACCGCAUCUGACGGACACGACGGACACGUUUUACCUGUGGAGAAGACGCCCACUUACGGAGAGGUACCUGGUUAUGUGUUGGCCAAAAUCAAAGGAGGGGACACGACCGCUGCUCCGCCGGGCACCUGCUCCGUCACGUCUCUAACCAAAGGCUCCUCCGCUGCAAGAGUCUGUUUGGAGAAGAGAUUCAGCGCCGUCACAGGAGCUUUGGGACAACAAGAUCUUCAGUCUUCCGUCCUUAGCGACUUUCUGACGGUGGUCCAGCAGCCUCCAGAGACACAAGAUGCAGGUGCUCACCCCAUUCGUCAGAGGUGGAUCAGGUGCGACACGAGAACCGGCUCGCUCAUAGGACUAUUUAACCCUGUAAACAACAUUUGUGGAGCAGUCAUGCACCAAAGCUUGAUCAUUCCCAAGGGACUUCCUCUGAAUCUCUGCCCAGAAAGAGUCCAAGCCAGAAACCACAUUGUAAAACCCAACUCUCCAUUAUUAAACGAUAAAAAAACCUCCCCGGCGCCUAAAAGCGUUCAGUGCGCGAAAUCCACAGCAACCAAAGACACGUCCGAUUCUCCUGGAGACACUGGGAGCGGAGGGAGGAAACGGGAGAGUGGAGUUGUCCCCCGGAGCCUCCGCAAAGAAAGACACAACAGCAAAGAGCGAGAGCGCAGGAGGAGGAUCCGUGUUUGUUGUGACGAGCUGAACACACUCGUGCCGUUCUGUCACACACACACCGACAAAGUCACAACUCUACAGUGGACCACCGCCUACGUCCGGUACAUCAGCAAGAUCUAUGGAGAGGCGUUGAGAGAGGACUUUCAGAAGACUUUCACAGAUAAAGAUGGACUGAUGCUGGACCCGUCCUCAGUGAACGCUCUGAUCCUCCAGGAAACACAGAACAUUUGUAUGACAGUGGAGCCUUAA
This is a messenger RNA of Periophthalmus magnuspinnatus, 1185 nucleotides long. RefSeq lists its product as uncharacterized. The coding region runs from base 1 to 1185 and encodes 394 amino acids. The transcript is spliced from 6 exons. Gene Ontology annotation, cellular component: nucleus. The record is from RefSeq and is a predicted model, not a curated record. Gene Ontology annotation, molecular function: protein dimerization activity; RNA polymerase II cis-regulatory region sequence-specific DNA binding; DNA-binding transcription factor activity, RNA polymerase II-specific. Gene Ontology annotation, biological process: regulation of DNA-templated transcription; spermatogenesis. NCBI's taxonomy places the organism in Eukaryota, Metazoa, Chordata, Actinopteri, Gobiiformes, Gobiidae.